GAUUAUUUAAGGUAAUACUCAAAUUUGCAUACAUGUAAUAGGAAAGCAACUGUUACAUCUCAUGCAUUCACAUUCUCGCUUUCUCCUGUACAUAUUGUUUUUGUCGCUCGCCGUCCAGCUACCGGACGGCGACGACGACAACUUUCCUGGCCUACCGUUGUCCUGCAUGUCGGCCGUCGGCCGGCGUUUCUAGAUCAAAAUGUCCACACAACCGUCACACACUCUCCUACAAAUCAUCCUAAUCUCCGCCCACGAUCUCCCUCCGGUGUCGAAACCCCUCCGCACGUACGCCGUUGCAUGGCUAGAUUCCGGCCAUAAGUUGACGACGAGGAUCAAUCGUGAUGGCCACAAUAACCCGACGUGGAAUCACAAGUUCACCUUCCGCCUCGAAAACCAGCUUCUCGGCUCCGGCGACGCCGCCGUCAAUUUCGAAAUCUAUAGCGUUGCAUGGCUACGUGACACUCCCAUUGGCACCGCCAAGCUUGCGUUAAACAACUUCUUUCCACCACUUUUGGCCAAUAAUUCCUCCAUAAGGACCGCCGCCCUUCCGGUCCGCCGCCCCACCGGACAUUUACAAGGAACCCUCAAUGUUAGUAUCCAAUUCAAAGAAACCGGCGGUAUCCGCUGCCAUUUAAAUGUCCCAUCCCAGACAAAUAUAGAAGAAGUGAAUGAUGAUGAAACUAAAGGUAGUGCUUCAAAGGGGUCAAACAUGUUUGAAGAAUAUAAGGAUGAGAAUAAAACCUCGGAGGUUCCUGCUGGUGAGGAUGAAAUUAUGCAGGCGACAACAAACAUGUCAGAGACAGAGGACGAGGCGAAAAACUCACGCCGAUCUUUUAUUUCGUACAUCUCCGAGAUGCACCCGUUACCAUCGAAAAUGACAACGGGUCUAUCGAAAGGAUACCUUUCUGGUGAAGAAGAAGAUUACGGGAGUUCCAUAUUCGAAAAUUGGUCUAUCCCGGACGGAGAGAGUAAUAACAAUAAUAUAGAAGAUCAAACGGUGAGAAAAGAUUCAAUGAGCAUUUCAUCACUUUCGUGGGAAUUAAUGGAAGAAAAUUUUAUGCAUUCGCCCACAAUAGGAGACAACAAGUUGAGUGGGGAAGGCUCAUCGUCGCCGAUAAGGAAAUCAAGAUCAGGAAUACAUCAUCGUCGCCACCACCAUCACCGGCGGAGAAGCCAGUCCAGCGUAGGAUUGAUGUCAUGCUUUGGAAAUGCAUAUGGGUUUGAGUACAAGUUCAUAUGUGGGUCCGGCUGACACCAUAAAUAGGAACGAAAUGGAGAAAAUUUCUUAAAUAGGAUUAAAACAUAGAUAAAAUGUACAAAUAGAAUUGUCACUAUCUUAUUCUUUCUAGAAUAAGACUCAUCCACUCCUAAUUGAGGAAAUUUUAUAUUUUCAAUAAACCGAAUACCUCCAUUUUUGAAAAUAAAACAUAACUAUUCUUACUUUUACACUUUGUUUAUGUUUCACUUCUAUUUAAUUUGAAGGGGAAAGUGUCCCCCUUUCAUAGGCUCAUAGCCCCUAAACUUGUUGAAAAUUCUGUUUGUGCCCACCCAGUGGCGAAGCCAGACUGGAGUGCAAAGGGGGCCGGAAAUAAUCCAAGUAUAAAAUUAUAAAAUAGGGUGGACAUAAAGUAUUGUGAAAUAUGUCGCCGACGUCGAAUUUUCGAUCGUAAGGUGUACUUUCUAGUAGACAAGUUCUAAAAUUGCCAAGAAAUAUUAGUUGCAAGAUCAAAAUUGCAAGAGAAUAAAGUUGUACGACUAGUAACGGUC
This is a messenger RNA of Cuscuta epithymum, 1767 nucleotides long. The record is from the annotation of a GenBank genome assembly. NCBI's taxonomy places the organism in Eukaryota, Viridiplantae, Streptophyta, Magnoliopsida, Solanales, Convolvulaceae.